Molecule: messenger RNA, 3979 nt
Organism: Heterocephalus glaber (naked mole-rat)
Lineage: Eukaryota; Metazoa; Chordata; Mammalia; Rodentia; Bathyergidae
Gene: Msl1
Product: MSL complex subunit 1
Cellular component (GO): MSL complex
Molecular function (GO): chromatin binding
Source: RefSeq, a predicted model, not a curated record
GGGCAGCCCGAGGAGAGCUGGGGCGGCUCAGCGCCGCUCCCCUGCCCGCCGCCCGCCACCAAGCAGGCCGGCGUUGGCGGGGAGCCGGCCGCGGCGGGCGCGGGCUGCAGCCCCCGGCCCAAGUACCAGGCGGUGCUGCCACUGCAGACCGGCUCGCUCGUGGCCGCCGCCAAGGAGCCGACGCCCUGGGCCGGGGACAAGGGCGGGGCGGCCCCGCCGGCGGCCACCGCGUCGGACCCGGCGGGGCCACCUCCGCUGCCGCUGCCCGGGCCGCCGCCCCUCGCGCCCAGCGCCGCGGCCGGGACCCUGGCGGCCGGCGAGGCCCGAUGGAAGGGGGUGCGGAAGAGCCCUCUCGGGGGCGGCGGCGGCUCGGGGGCCUCCAGCCAGGCCGCCUGCCUCAAGCAGAUCCUGCUGCUGCAGUUGGACCUCAUCGAGCAGCAGCAGCAGCAGCUGCAGGCCAAGGAGAAGGAGAUCGAGGAGCUCAAGUCAGAGCGGGACACGCUCCUUGCUCGGAUUGAACGUAUGGAAAGACGGAUGCAGCUGGUAAAGAAGGAUAACGAGAAAGAAAGGCACAAGCUGUUUCAGGGCUAUGAAACUGAAGAGAGAGAGGAAACAGAACUCUCUGAGAAAAUUAAACUGGAGUGCCAGCCAGAGCUUUCCGAGACAUCCCAGCCUCUGGCUCCCAAGCCUUUCUCAUGUGGGCGGAGUGGAAAGGGACACAAAAGGAAAACCCCAUUUGGAAGUACAGAAAGAAAGACUCCUGUUAAAAAGCUGGCUCCUGAGUUUUCAAAAGUCAAAACAAAAACUCCUAAGCACUCUCCCAUUAAAGAGGAGCCCUGUGGUUCCUUGUCCGAAACUGUUUGUAAACGUGAAUUGAGGAGCCAGGAAACCCCAGAGAAGCCCCGGUCUUCAGUGGACACCCCUCCGAGACUCUCCACUCCCCAGAAGGGACCCGGCACCCAUCCCAAGGAGAAAGCCUUCUCCAGCGAGACCGCAGAUCUGCCGUACCUUUCCACCACAGAAAUGUAUUUGUGUCGUUGGCACCAGCCUCCCCCAUCACCGUUACCAUUACGGGAAUCCUCUCCAAAGAAGGAGGAGACUGUAGCAAGGUGUCUGAUGCCAUCAAGUGUUGCAGGAGAAACUUCAGUCUUGGCUGUUCCUUCUUGGAGGGACCACUCAGUAGAACCUCUAAGGGACCCAAAUCCUUCAGACCUUUUGGAGAACCUGGAUGACAGUGUGUUCUCAAAGCGGCAUGCAAAACUGGAGCUGGAUGAGAAGAGAAGGAAAAGGUGGGAUAUUCAGAGGAUCAGGGAACAAAGAAUUUUACAGCGACUGCAGCUCAGAAUGUAUAAAAAGAAAGGAAUUCAGGAAUCUGAGCCUGAGGUUACCUCAUUUUUCCCUGAGCCAGAUGAUGUUGAAAGUUUGAUGAUUACCCCCUUCUUGCCUGUUGUAGCAUUUGGACGACCAUUACCAAAAUUAACUCCACAGAAUUUUGAGCUGCCCUGGUUGGAUGAGCGUAGCCGAUGCAGGUUGGAGAUCCAGAAGAAGCAUACCCCUCACCGGAUGUGUAGGAAAUAGCUGUGCUGCAAGAACCCUCUGUCUUCAGAUAGUUGUAGUGCGCCAUUCCCAGAGAGUGGUGGAGACCUGUCUGUGUGACCUGUGUCUUCCCGUAUGUUACCAUUUGCUGACAGGACCUUCCCGUACUCCUUGAUUUGUUUUGUUUUCAUCACUCUGAUUUCACAAAAACUCUUUUAUUGGACUAAUUGUGAAUUAUGGAGGGAGAUUGGGAUUUCUUUUCCCUUUUCAGGGAAGUGAGCUCUCAAGCUAAAUCUAGGAUGACAGAUUUGGAGGUUUCAGGGCGUACUUCUAUAUAUUUGCCUGUAUUAAAGGGGUGCAAGGGCUCCCUGAGACACCUGGAAGACAAGCCAACCUGCUUCAGGAGCUGUGCCCACUGGCACUCUCCUCACCCUCGUACCCUCCCUGUAGUUAGGGUGUGGUCGUUUAUACCCUAAAAUAAAAUAGAGUCUCACCAUGAGCAUUAGGAGCAGAUGAAGAGUAACAAGUGAAGUGAUGAACGUGUCACCUUCUCGGGGUAGGGAAGGGAUCAGAGGUUCGGUAAACAAAUACCCGAAAAAGAGCCAUUCUCUUAAAACUACUCUGCAACACAGCCACUCUGGGAAGGGUGUUGAUUGUUUUCUUAGUUAAUAGGUAACUGAUGUUCUUCCCCCAACUCCUCAGAAAAUAAAAUCUCUGGAAAAGAAAAUGGGGAAGUUAGUUUGGGAGAGCCUGCAGCCUUAAACAGAAGCAGUUGUCAUCGGGGACGGCGUGCCAGGCUGUACAGAUGUGCUCAUCAGUCACUUGUCGUGUAUUCCUGAGGUGGGGUUUAUCUCGUAGCUGAGCUCUUGAUGGUAGGGUAGUGGUUUGGGCAGAGCGGGUGGAGGGUAAAGAAAUAAGUGCUGCCUUUGGCUGGCAAAUGUCUACAUUUUGAAACAUACAGCUGUAUCUGAUGCGCUUCUCCAUUACUUUGUAAAAGUAGAGUUGUAUGUGUAUCAUCUUGGUCCGUUCCCUUGCCCCUGUUUUGUUAAACAAAUUUCAGGACAGCACUCCCAGGCCACUCUGGUCUCAGUGUACCAUCCCGGUUAACUAUCUGGAAGGAAAAUAGAGCCAAGACCUCUGGUCUUCACUAUAUAGGAAUUGCCUUCAUUAGUCUUCAGGACUACUGCGUGCAAACAAGUAGGGGUCUAAUCUCCUAGAAGGUGGGGUUUACCCUUGAAGAGAAGAUGUCCCCAGAUUAUUAGCACUUUUAGAGGAGAAGCCAAGGUAUGUAGGGCGUGUGGCCGGCCCAUUGGCGGAGCAUGAGAGAAUGGGUACCAUUGUGGGAAGACAAGAAAAGUUCCUCAGGGGCCUCCCACUGCUAAAGCUUUUUGUGAGAUGUUGAUCUGUGCUCCCUGGGUUUGACUUGGAAAGGAAUUACUGCGGCAGCACGUGUAGUAUUCUUGGAUGAUCUUGCUGCUCUUCUUUCUCUAUAUGUGUAUGUGUGUGUGUGUGUGCGCGCGCGUGCGCGCGCGGCUGUGAAUUUUCAUUCGUAACUCCAUCUGCUUAGGAGAGGGGCUCUCUGGAAAGUAACCUGCUGUCAACUUAAUUGCAGCAAGGAUCCAGAGAGAAAUAGGACUUACUCCACUAGGGGCUCUCGUCUCACACCUUAAAGACAAGAUUUCUAGAGAAACUGGGCCAAGUUUUCUUUGUUCUUUAACGUGGCAGGCUGUUUCAUGUUCCUACGCUGACCUACGUUAUGUUCCUUUAUAAUGUGCCCAAGACAGAAAAAACCCCAAUCAGAGUCUCUCUUUGAUCUUGCUCAUUUUCUUCUUGAUUUCAGCCAUUGUCAAGUUCCUCAUUUGGAGUAUGGUUGGCAAAUUUAACCUUCAUGUUUUUGUCCUACACAAGGGACUCUUCAGACACUGAACUUAAUUUAGACUGAGAGGAAUCCAUGAGGUGCUAUCUGGCCAGAUUUAAGUGGAUUCUUUUUCCUUGGUUCUCCUUUCCCCGAGGACCUCUUAUGUUGUUGUCCCUCUUCUAGAUCAGUUCUCCUUUGAUUUGGGUAUGUUGCGGUUUGUUGAGAAGGAGGUUGGAGCGAAGUUCCAAGAGUGAAAUUACAGUGUGUUAGAGCGUGGGGGGAAAAUUAGUCUUAUUUUUCCCUACAUGGGAUACAACACUGUGAAAUUCAAUCUUCAACUGAAGGCCCUGCAGUUCUCCUAAAACAUAGUUCUUUGUUUCUUUCUUUAACAGAGUUUAAGCUAGUAUUAAAGAGAAAUUGCUUGUCUGUCCACUUCAGCUUUGUUUUAUGCCCAUUUCAUAUUGUUGUCUUUGUGUUGUAAUUCAUACUUUUGAUACCAUUUCUGAUGUGUAAAAUUGGUUGUCUUGUAAAUAUCUUAUAAAGAGUUCAAUUGUAAAUAAACUAUUGUGGCUGUUAAUUUUUGAA